Helobdella robusta is the source of this 462-nucleotide messenger RNA. RefSeq lists its product as hypothetical. NCBI's taxonomy places the organism in Eukaryota, Metazoa, Annelida, Clitellata, Rhynchobdellida, Glossiphoniidae. Bases 1 to 462 code for a protein of 153 amino acids. The transcript is spliced from 5 exons. The record is from RefSeq and is a predicted model, not a curated record.
AUGUUAAAACAUACGGCAUACAAACGCAAGAAGUCAUUUGCAUCUAAAGAGGCCAACAACGUGAAGCAAAUGCUACUAGACGACAGGCUGAAGAACUCUGCUUUUAAAGAUUUCUUGCUUAAAGUAGAUGUGGCCAAAUUUGGAAAUAAAAUUGUAGGAAAGAAACAAAAAGAGGAAGAGGAUGGCGAAGGAAGCAUGGAUGAGUUGGUGAAGGGGGGCAGACAAGGAGCUUCUUGCCCCUCCAGCAACCAAACAUUGUGGGGGCUGGGACAAGCGGGGGCGUGCGGUUCCUUCUGCUGCCUACUUGUUGCCACGAUGACGAAUUAUUGGUUGAAGACCUGGGAGAGGUCUUACACGUUCAACGGCACUGUUUACUAUCAGAUUGUCUACAGUGGCCUCUGGAAGAGAUGCAGUGAAGAUAGCCACAACUAUGAAACAAUUUUAAAAACCGGAAAUGUGUAA